GCCUCCCGUUAACCGGCGGGUAACAGAGGGUCCGGUGCUCCGUGUUUACCGGCAGGAUGUUCUGUGAGAAAGUUACCGAGCUGAUCAGAGAACUGCAGCGGAGCAGCGACGGUCAGCUGCCCGCCUUUAACGAGGACGGGCUGAGGCAGGUUCUGCAGGAGAUGGAAUCUCUUUAUGAACAGAACCAGACUGAUGUCAACGAGGCGAAAACUGGUCGAUCUGACCUGAUUCCUUCUAUCAAACUGAGACACUGCUGCCUGCUGAGGAACCAGCGCUGCAUCACCGCUUACCUGUACGACCGGCUGCUGAGGAUCAGAGCUCUACGUUGGGAGUACGGCAGCGUUCUGCCCGCUAACGUUCGAUUCCACAUGUGUGCCGAGGAGCUGCAGUGGUUCAGCCAGUAUAAGAAGUCUCUGGCCUCCUUCAUGAGGUCUGUGGGGGGGGGCGAUGGACUGGACAUCACUCAGGACAUGAAACCACCCAAGAGUCUUUACAUCGAGGUGAGGUGUUUGAAGGAUCACGGAGAGUUUGAGAUCGAUGACGGGACGGUGAUCCUGCUGAAGAAGAACAGUCAGCACUUCCUGCCGCGGUGGAAAUGUGAGCAGCUGAUCCGUCAGGGCGUGUUGGAGCACGUCGUGUCCUGAUCCAUCAGUUUAUUGAUUAUUGAUUCCUGUUUGAUUU
Scomber scombrus (Atlantic mackerel) is the source of this 681-nucleotide messenger RNA. It is a transcript of the gene gins1, whose product is annotated as GINS complex subunit 1 (Psf1 homolog). Gene Ontology annotation, biological process: DNA replication; DNA strand elongation involved in mitotic DNA replication. The transcript is spliced from 7 exons. The coding region runs from base 57 to 644 and encodes 195 amino acids. Lineage: Eukaryota; Metazoa; Chordata; Actinopteri; Scombriformes; Scombridae. The record is from RefSeq and is a predicted model, not a curated record. Gene Ontology annotation, cellular component: GINS complex.